CUUGCGGGGCAUCACAUCCUCAUGCAAUGAUCUCGUAUCUUCGCCUUUGUCAAAUAUUUGGGCACUGAGUGGAAUUCUUAGGGGCCUUGCCUGGCAACUUAAGCGGGUCAUGGGUACAUGACCCCAGAUCAAGGUUGGAGGCCUGCUACUGGCCAAAGAUCAGUGUGCAGAUGAGCAAGCAGCGACCUCAGUAUUUUUUUUCUUCUUAUCUUGCUUCGAGUUUCCACCCAUCUGGGAGACCAAUCUCCACAUCUCCUCCUGCAGGCAGCUUCCCAGCUAGCCCCUGGCCUGAUUCAAAGGCUGGUGGGCGUGUUUCCUGCCUGAGGCAAUGCGUUGGACUUAGCCAAGGCUUGGGACUCCUAGCUGCUGUAUAAAGAGACCAGCAGUGACCCUGCAGCACAGACUUUGCUGGAGCCAGCUCCCCUCCAGUUGCGGCUGUGUUCGGCGCCACUCACUACACCGGAAAAAUGGCACCGGUUGCCGGCAAAAAGGCCAAGAAGGGGAUCUUAGAACGCUUAAAUGCUGGAGAAGUUGUGAUUGGAGAUGGAGGAUUUGUCUUUGCACUGGAAAAGAGGGGCUAUGUAAAGGCUGGACCCUGGACCCCAGAAGCUGCUGUGGAGCACCCCGAGGCAGUUCGCCAGCUUCAUCGGGAGUUCCUCAGAGCUGGAUCAAACGUCAUGCAGACCUUCACUUUCUAUGCCAGUGAAGACAAGCUGGAAAACAGAGGAAACUACGUGGCAGAGAAGAUUUCUGGGCAGAAGGUCAAUGAAGCUGCCUGUGACAUUGCACGGCAAGUGGCUGAUGAAGGAGAUGCUUUGGUUGCGGGAGGCGUGAGCCAGACGCCUUCAUACCUUAGCUGCAAGAGUGAGACGGAAGUUAAAAAGAUAUUUCACCAACAGCUAGAGGUCUUCAUGAAGAAGAAUGUGGACUUCCUCAUUGCAGAGUAUUUUGAACAUGUUGAAGAAGCUGUGUGGGCAGUAGAAGCCUUAAAAACAUCCGGUAAGCCCAUAGCAGCUACCAUGUGCAUCGGGCCUGAAGGAGAUCUGCAUGGUGUGUCCCCUGGAGAGUGUGCGGUGCGUCUGGUGAAAGCAGGAGCCUCCAUUGUCGGUGUGAACUGCCACUUCGACCCCAGCAUCAGCUUACAGACUGUGAAGCUCAUGAAGGAGGGUCUGGAGGCUGCUCGGUUGAAAGCUUACCUGAUGAGCCAGCCCCUGGCCUACCACACCCCUGACUGUGGCAAACAGGGAUUUAUUGAUCUCCCAGAAUUCCCCUUUGGAUUGGAACCCAGAGUUGCGACCAGAUGGGAUAUUCAAAAAUACGCCAGAGAGGCCUACAACCUGGGGGUCAGGUACAUUGGCGGCUGCUGCGGAUUUGAGCCCUACCACAUCAGGGCGAUUGCAGAGGAGCUGGCACCAGAAAGGGGAUUUUUGCCACCAGCUUCAGAAAAACAUGGCAGCUGGGGAAGUGGCUUGGACAUGCACACUAAACCCUGGAUCAGGGCAAGAGCCAGAAAGGAAUACUGGCAGAACCUUAGAAUAGCUUCUGGCCGGCCGUACAACCCUUCGAUGUCCAGGCCAGAUGCUUGGGGAGUAACGAAAGGAGCAGCCGAACUGAUGCAGCAGAAGGGAGCCACGACUGAGCAGCAGCUGAGGGAGCUCUUCGAGAAACAAAAAUUCAAAUCUGCACAGUAGCCACGAGGCAAUGGUUUGGGGUGAAUUCCUCCAAGUCUGGGCCACAAUGUGUACCCAGAAGGAAAAGGUGGCUGAAAGUCAGUGUUUGUGUUAAGACCAGCCUAUACCUUUGAUUGGCGCUAGUUAGACAAAAUGGAAUCACAAAUGGCAUUUUACAGUUACAAAACUAGGUUUUAGAAAUUUACUUAGAAGCAAAGAAAGGCAAAGUCCUCAGUAAAUCCUAGAUAGAUUUCCUAAGUACCUGCCAUGUAACAGGUGUACAGAAGCCACUGCAGCAAAGAGACAGUCACCCGGAUGUCAACCAUCCCAUUUCAGGUAGGAACAGAGGACACAAGCCACUAUAAGUGACAUAGUAAGUACUCAGGGACCAUAUCAUAGAUGACACAGCCACCGACUUUAUCUAAGGGGCUUCUGGCAGUGAAUCCCAAGAUCUUUUGAGCAUGACCCUUAGAAAGAAACAUCAUAUGCACCAGCCCUGUAAAACUUAACAUAACCACAAAGAAGAAACAACGGAUCUGUUCUGAGAUUUUUCUGUCUGCUUCCAUUCCAUUUCAUUAAUAAAAACAUGCUGGUUGAAAACCUUCAAGACA
This is a messenger RNA of Mastomys coucha (southern multimammate mouse), 2281 nucleotides long. It is a transcript of the gene Bhmt, whose product is annotated as betaine--homocysteine S-methyltransferase. The transcript is spliced from 8 exons. Bases 468 to 1691 code for a protein of 407 amino acids. NCBI's taxonomy places the organism in Eukaryota, Metazoa, Chordata, Mammalia, Rodentia, Muridae. The record is from RefSeq and is a predicted model, not a curated record. Gene Ontology annotation, molecular function: betaine-homocysteine S-methyltransferase activity; zinc ion binding.